Jaculus jaculus (lesser Egyptian jerboa) is the source of this 6713-nucleotide messenger RNA. It is a transcript of the gene Myo7b, whose product is annotated as myosin VIIB. Lineage: Eukaryota; Metazoa; Chordata; Mammalia; Rodentia; Dipodidae. Gene Ontology annotation, molecular function: protein binding; cytoskeletal motor activity; ATP binding. Gene Ontology annotation, cellular component: cytoskeleton; myosin complex. Bases 134 to 6553 code for a protein of 2139 amino acids. The record is from RefSeq and is a predicted model, not a curated record. The transcript has 48 exons.
CUUUCCUCUGCUCGCCUGCGGCCCCGACGCUGCCUCCUUCCCCGGCUCUUUCCGGGGCCCGAGGCGGAGGGCAGGGGCCAGCCUGGCCACCGGACGCCGGUCCCCACGAGGCUGCGGGAAGUGCUGACCCAAGAUGGCGGCGUUCAGGCCGGGUGACCACGUGUGGCUGGACCUUCCCUCCAUCAACAAGACCAGUGUGGCCAUUGGGGGCAUUGUCAAGGAAACACAGCCGGGCAAGGUCUUGGUUGAGGAUGAUGAAGGCAAGGAACACUGGAUCCGAGCAGAGGAUCUCGGGGCCCUCAGCCCCAUGCACCCCAACUCGGUCCAGGGUGUGGACGACAUGAUCCGCCUCGGGGACCUGCAUGAGGCAGGUGUGGUACACAACCUCCUGAUCCGCUACCAGCAGCACCAGAUCUACACGUACACGGGCUCCAUCCUGGUGGCCGUGAACCCGUUCCAGACGCUGCCGCUCUACACCCCCGAGCACGUGCAGCUGUACUACGGCCGCCACGUGGGCGAGCUGCCUCCGCACGUCUUCGCCAUCGCCAACAGCUGCUACUUCAGCAUGAAGAAGAACAAGAGGGACCAGUGCUGUGUUAUCAGUGGGGAGUCUGGGGCCGGGAAGACAGAGACCACCAAGCUCAUCCUUCAGUUCCUGGCCACCGUCAGUGGCCAGCACUCGUGGAUCGAGCAGCAGGUCCUGGAGGCCAACCCCAUCCUGGAAGCCUUCGGCAAUGCCAAGACCAUCCGUAAUGACAACUCUAGCCGUUUCGGGAAGUACAUUGACAUCUACUUCAACCCCAGCGGCGUGAUCGAGGGUGCGCGCAUCGAGCACUUCCUCCUGGAGAAGUCCCGAGUCUGCCGGCAGGCGGCAGAGGAGAGGAACUACCACAUCUUCUACUGCAUGCUGAUGGGGAUGAGCCCGGAGGAGAAGAAGCUGCUGGGCCUGGCGACUCCUUCUGAGUACCACUACCUGACCACGGGGAACUGCACGCCCCACGAGGGACUCAAUGACGCCAAGGAUUACGCCCACGUUCGCUCGGCCAUGAAGAUUCUUUUGUUCUCCGACUCUGAGAACUGGGACAUCAGCAAGCUGCUGGCAGCCAUCCUCCACCUGGGGAACGUGGAGUUUAUGGCUGCCGUCUUUGAAAACCUGGAUUCCUCUGAUGUGAUGGAGAGCCCAGCCUUUCCCUGCGCCAUGAAGUUGCUGGAGGUGCAGCACCAGGCGCUCCGGGACUGUCUGGUUAAGCACACCAUCCCCAUCCGAGGGGAGUAUGUCUCCAGGCCCCUGAACAUCGCACAGGCUGCAGACCGGAGGGACGCCUUUGUCAAGGGCAUCUACGGACACCUCUUCCUGUGGAUCAUCAAGAAGAUCAAUGCGGCGAUCUUCACGCCGCCAGCCCAGGACCCCAAAAAUGUCCGGAGGGCCAUCGGACUCCUGGACAUAUUUGGCUUUGAAAACUUCCAGAACAAUAGCUUCGAACAACUGUGCAUCAACUUUGCCAACGAGCACCUGCAACAGUUCUUUGUACAACACGUGUUCACCAUGGAGCAGGAGGAGUACAUGUCAGAGAACAUUGCCUGGGACUACAUUCACUACACUGACAACCGGCCCACCUUGGACCUGCUGGCCUUCAAACCCAUGAGCAUCAUCUCCCUCCUGGAUGAGGAGAGCCGCUUUCCGCAGGGGACAGAUAUCACGAUGCUGCAAAAGCUGAACAGCGUCCAUGCCAACAACAAGGCCUUCCUCAAACCCAAGAACAUCCACGACGCCCACUUUGGCAUUGCACAUUUUGUGGGAGAGGUGUACUACCAGACGGAAGGCUUCCUGGAGAAGAAUCGAGACAUGCUGAGCACUGACAUACUCACCCUGGUUCGCUCCUCCAAAAACAAGUUCUUGAAGGAGAUAUUCAACCUGGAGUCCCCACAGGCCAAGCUGGGACAUGGCACCAUCCGCCUGACAACAGAAAUGAAGCAACUUUUCAAGCAGCCCUCAGACACCACCAAGCGGCCCCCCACCCUGGCUGGCCAGUUCAAGCAGUCCCUGGAGCAGCUGAUGAAAAUCCUGACCCACUGCCAGCCCUACUUUGUCCGCUGCAUUAAACCCAACGAAUACAAGAAGCCGCUGCUCUUUGACCGGGAGCUGUGCACACUGCAGCUGCGCUACUCUGGCAUGAUGGAGACCGUGCGGAUCCGCAAGUCAGGCUUCCCCGUGCGCUACACAUUCGAGGAAUUCUCGCAGAGGUUCGGCAUGUUGCUGCGCAGCCCUGAGCGCAUGCAGCUUCGAGACAAGUCCCGGCAGAUGAGCCUGCGCAUUGCUGAUGUGUGCCUGGGGACAGACAAGGACUGGAAAGUGGGAAGAACCAAAAUGUUCCUGAAGGACCAUCAGGACACUCUGCUGGAGAUUCAGAGGAGCCAGGCCCUGAAUGGAGCAGCAGUCUGUAUCCAGAGACUACUUCGGGGCUACAAAUACAGGAAGGAGUUCCUGAGGCAGAGACAGGCGGCUGUGACGCUCCAGGCUGGCUGGCGAGGCUACUGCCACAGAAAGAACUUUGAGCUGAUCCUGGUGGGCUUCCAGCGCCUGCAGGCCAUUGCCCGGAGCCUCGCGCUGGCCAGGCAGUUCCAGGCCCUGCGGCACAGGGUGGUGCGGCUGCAGGCCCGCUGCAGGGGCUACCUGGUGCGCCAGCACGUCCAGACCAAGAAGAAGGCUGUGGUGACCAUCCAGGCGCUUGCCAGGGGCAUGGCUGUCCGGCGGGGCAUCAACAAGCAGAAAGUCAAUGACUCUCUAGUCAUCCCGGCCAAGGAGCAGAAGGCUGUUCCUGAAAGGAAGCGCCAGUCCAUCUACGACACCAUCACUGACACGGAGAUGGUAGAAAAAGUGUUUGGCUUCCUCCCGUCCAUGAUCGGGGGCCAGGAGGGCGCAGCCCCAACACGCUUUGAGGAUUUGGAAACAAAUACCCCAAGACUUCCAGAGAUUGACCUGGACACAGUCCCCAUGGUGGAGGGACCAGAGGAGGAAGUGGAUGAGCUGAACGAGUACACCUUCCCCAAGUUUGCUAUGACUUACUUCCAGAAAUCGGCCAGCCACACCCACACCCAGAAGCUCCUUAGAUACCCGCUGCUCUAUCACGAGAAUGACACCGACCACUCGGCUGCCCUGGCCGUGUGGACCAUCAUCCUGAGAUUCAUGGGUGACCUUCCGGAGCCAGUCCUCUAUGCCAGGAACAGCCUGGGUGGCGGCUCGGUGAUGCGGCAGAUCCACGACAGGCUGGGCAAUGAGAGCAGGACCCAGGCUCCCCAGCAUCAGGGCCCUCCACAGAGACUGAGUCGCAAGGACAGAGGCACCAAGGACAUCUCCUCCAUGAAGCUGAAGAGGUCUUCAAGGACCACCGGCCAGGUGGCCAGCCAGCUGAGCAACAUUGGCGAGGAGGCAUUUGAACCCGAUGGCCCCAUCUCAGACCGCCCCAUGACCAACCUGGAGAAGGUGCAUUUCAUCGUGGGCUAUGCGAUCCUUCGGCCCGGUCUCAGGGAUGAGAUUUACUGCCAGAUCUGCAAGCAGCUGUCGGAGAACUUCAAGAAGAGCAGCCUGGCCCGGGGCUGGAUCCUGCUCAGCCUCUGCCUGGGCUGCUUCCCGCCUUCAGAGAGGUUCAUGAAGUACCUGCUGAACUUCAUUAGUCAAGGACCUGCUGGCUACGGGCCCUUCUGCGCCGAACGCCUGAGACGCACCUAUGCCAACGGGGUGCGCACAGAGCCCCCCACGUGGUUGGAGCUGCAGGCUGUCAAAUCCAAGAAGCACGUCCCAAUCCAAGUCAUCCUGGCAACUGGAGAGAGCCUGACAGUCACCGUGGACUCGGCCUCCACGUCACAGGAAAUCUGUAUGCACAUCGCCCAGAAGCGGGGCCUCAGCGACCACCUGGGCUUCUCCCUCCAGGUUGCCGUGUACGACAAGUUCUGGUCCCUGGGCAGUGGCCGUGACCACGUGAUGGACGCUGUAGCCCAAUGUGAGCAGCUGGCCCAUGAGAGAGGGGAGAGCCAGCGCCAGUCACCCUGGCGCAUCUACUUCCGGAAGGAGUUCUUCACGCCCUGGCACGACUCCCAGGAGGACGCUGUCAGCACCGAGCUCAUUUACCGCCAGAUCCUCCACGGAGUCUGGUCUGGAGAGUACCGCUUCGAGAAGGAGGAGCAGUUGGUGGAGCUCUUGGCCCGGCACUGCUACGUACGGUUUGGGGCCACGUUGAGGAGCGAGGCUGUCCAGGAGCUGCUGCCCAGCUGCGUGCCCUCUAAGCUGUACAAGACCAACUCCCCAGAGAAGUGGGCUAGCCUCGUCAUCGCCACCCAUGCAAAGGCGCCGUACACCCAGCAGCGAGCCGCAGCACUGGCUGUGCAGGAGCAGGUGGUGGACGCCGCCCUCCUGCAGUGGCCUCUGCUCUUCUCCCGACUCUUUGAAGUCACCACGCUCUCGGGCCCCCGCCUUCCCAAGACCCAGCUGAUCUUGGCCGUGAACUGGAAGGGGAUGUACUUCCUGGACCAGAAGGAGAGGAUACUGAUGGAGCUGUCCUUCCCGGAGGUCAUGGGUCUGGUCGCCAAAAAGGAGGCCCCGGGGGGACAGAGACUGCUCCUGUGCACGCUACAAGAGGAAGAGUACGAGUUCGUGUCCCCCAGCAGCGUGGCCAUCGCCGAGCUGGUAGCCUUGUUCCUGGGGGGCCUGAAGGAGAGGUCCGUGUUUGCCAUGGCCCUGAAAGAAAGGAAAGCCACAGACGAUGUCACCCUCCUGGCCUUCAAAAAGGGCGACUUGCUGAUCCUGACCAAGAAGCAGGGGCUGCUGUGCUCUGAGAACUGGGUCCUGGCCCAGAAUGACAGGACCACCAAGACUGGGCUAGUGCCUACAAGUUGCCUCUACACCAUCCCCGUGGUCACCAAGCCCCCGGCCCAGCUGGUGAGCUUGCUGGCCAUGUCACCGGAGAAGCGGAAGCUGGCGGCCCAGGAGUGGAGGCCUUCGGAACCACAUCUGGAGGAGGAGCAGGCCAAGGAGACCUUGCCCACCCUGGAGGACUUCUCCUACGAGUUCUUUAGGGCACCAGAGAAAGAGACGGUCAGCAGAGCCAUGCUGCCCCUGGCCCGCACGCGGGGCCACCUGUGGGCCUACUCUGCCGAGCCUCUGCGGCAGCCACUGCUGAAGCGGGUGCACGACAAAGCCGACCUCCGGGACGCGGCCUGCCAAGUCUUCCUCGCCAUCCUCAAGUACACGGGGGACUACCCCUCCCGUCAGGGCUGGCACAGCCUGGAGCUCACAGACCAGAUCUUCUCUCUAGCCCUGCAGGACUUGGACCUGCAGGACGAAGCCUACUGUCAGAUCCUGAAGCAGCUCACACACAACCCCAACAGGUACAGUGAGGAGCGGGCCUGGCAGCUGCUGUGGCUUUGCACAGGUCUCUUCCCACCUGGCAAGUCACUGCUGCCCCAUGCCCAGAAGUUCAUAGACGCUCGAAGAAAGAAGUCGCUAGCUCUUGACUGUAGCCGCCGCCUCCAGAAGGUUCUAAGGACGGGGCCUCGGAAACAGCCCCCGCAUCAUGUAGAGGUGAAGACCGCCGAGCAGAACGUCUCACGAAUAUGCCACCAGGUCUACCUCCCCAAUGACACCAGCGAGGUGUUGGACGUGGGUAGCAACAGCCGGGUGCGAGAUGUGUGUGAGAGCAUCGCCACCAAGUUACAGCUGGCCUCGUGGGAGGGCUGCAGCCUCUUCAUCAAGAUCGCAGACAAGGUCAUCAGCCAGAAGGAAGGAGACUUCUUCUUCGACAGCUUGAGGCAGGUGUCUGACUGGGUGAAGAAGAACAAACCCCAGAAAGAAGGGGCCCCCGUGACACUCCCCUACCAGGUGUACUUCAUGCGGAAACUGUGGCUCAACGUCACCCCUGGGAAAGACGUGAAUGCCGACACCAUUCUCCACUACCACCAGGAGCUGCCCAAGUACCUGCGUGGCUUUCACAAGUGCUCCCGGGAGGAUGCCGUCCACCUGGCAGGCCUCAUCUACAAGGCCCAGUUUGACAAUGACCGGUCUCAGCUGGCUAGUGUCCCCAAGAUCCUGAAGGAACUGGUACCUGAGAAUCUCACACGCCUGAUGUCCUCAGAGGAAUGGAGAAAGAACCUCCUUUUGGAGUGUGAAAAACAUAAAAGUAUGACAGUGCAAGAAGCCAAGGUGGCCUUCCUGAAGUGGAUCUGCCGCUGGCCCACCUUUGGGUCUGCCUUCUUCGAGGUGAAGCAAACCUCGGAGCCCUCCUACCCAGACAUCAUCCUCAUCGCCAUCAACCGACACGGGGUGCUGUUCAUCCACCCCAAGACCAAGGAACUGCUGGUCACCUACCCCUUCACCAAGAUCUCGAGCUGGAGCAGCGGCAGCACCUACUUCCACAUGGCCCUGGGGAACCUAGGCAGAGGCAGUCGCUUGCUGUGCGAGACCUCUCUGGGCUACAAGAUGGACGACCUCCUGACCUCGUACGUGCAGCAGCUCCUGAGCGCCGUGAGCAAGCAGCGGGGCUCCCGGGCCCGGCCCUAGCCAGCUUCUAAGAGGGGCCCUUCAGCCUGCUCCUCCCCACGACCCCUCGGCGCCCAAUUCAGCGCAUCCUGGGUGCUGACUAGAGGCCAAAGAAGGUCUCACGACUCUCGGCUGCUAGUGGAUGGCUCCGGAAUACCCAAUAAAAAUCGACCCAACAGUA